AUGGAGUCCACACCAACACCGUCGCCCCUCGUCAAGCAUGAGUCCAUGCCUGAGUCUUACCCAAGCCUCUUCGCAAGCGAAUCAUCCACACCGGCGACGAUGGACCCAUCAGCACUGUUCUCGACCCCAGAGCCAGCGGACUGUUUCUCGCCUCGAGACCUCGAGACUCCCGGCCCUGAAGACGAAACCGCAGACUCAUCCGACAAGAAGCCCACAAAAAAGAGAAAGUCGUGGGGUCAAGUGCUCCCAGAGCCUAAGACUAACCUGCCUCCAAGGAAGCGGGCAAAGACUGAUGAUGAGAAGGAGCAACGCCGAGUAGAGCGUGUGCUCCGAAAUCGCCGAGCAGCCCAGUCCUCCCGGGAGCGAAAGCGACAGGAGACUGAGGCGCUGGCACAAAAGAACAAGGACCUCGAGGCUGCCGUACUGGAGCUUCAGAGGGCCAACGCCAUGUUGCAGCAGGAGCUGAAGAAGGUCAGGCCCGACCUGGGUGGCGCGGCUGCACCAAGCAGCAACUCCAUGACCCUGUCGCAGCCCCUGUUCCCCUCCCACGAAAUCAACGGCCUUCUCCAGCCUUCCCAGGCCAGUAUGGACCUGAUCGAGGAGCUGGUCAACAAGUCCAACUCGACACCAAAGACCGUCAAUCCAGCCUCCAUCUCGCCCGCCCUCACCCCUGUCCCCGAGGAGCCCGAAUUCGAGCCCGCCCAAGAAGAGCUGAACACAGCUGCUCCGCGCGCUGCCGAAGCCUCCCAGACUGACAACUCCACCCCGAUGACACAAUAUCCAGCAGCGGUAUUGUGCUUCGACGCAGUCGCUGCAUCCAGCGCUGCUCAUGUUCCAGCAACUCCUGUUGCUGGCGUACAGCUCUUCGACAACGCUCCUCUCCCUGUGGGAGACGCGUCCGUUGGCGAUGAUCUCAAUGUCUAUGAGAGCCUCCUCGCCUCUUCCCCCAACGCGAGCGAUCUUGACCUCGAUCAUUUCUCUGGUGACCAACAGCAUUUCGAUAUCGCCUUUGACGUCAACCAACAGUUCGACGUCGACCAGUGGCUCGAGUCCAACCCAUUCGACAACGGCGACGGCGCUUUCGACAAUCAGCAGCAGCUCUCGCUCCAAGACCCUGCGGCUCCGAACCCUGCGCAAGAUUCUAACCUGCAACCGACAGCUGGCGCGUCCUCUUCAGGAUGCGACGCUCGAGGCAUUGCGGUUGAGUCUCACUAG
This is a messenger RNA of Diaporthe citri, 1215 nucleotides long. RefSeq lists its product as uncharacterized. NCBI's taxonomy places the organism in Eukaryota, Fungi, Ascomycota, Sordariomycetes, Diaporthales, Diaporthaceae. The record is from RefSeq and is a predicted model, not a curated record. Gene Ontology annotation, biological process: positive regulation of transcription by RNA polymerase II. The transcript has 3 exons. Gene Ontology annotation, molecular function: DNA-binding transcription factor activity, RNA polymerase II-specific. Bases 1 to 1215 code for a protein of 404 amino acids.